Messenger RNA from Puntigrus tetrazona (Sumatra barb), 2764 nucleotides. It is a transcript of the gene tgfbi, whose product is annotated as transforming growth factor, beta-induced. The record is from RefSeq and is a predicted model, not a curated record. Bases 46 to 2073 code for a protein of 675 amino acids. Gene Ontology annotation, molecular function: cell adhesion molecule binding. NCBI's taxonomy places the organism in Eukaryota, Metazoa, Chordata, Actinopteri, Cypriniformes, Cyprinidae. Gene Ontology annotation, biological process: extracellular matrix organization; cell adhesion. The transcript has 17 exons. Gene Ontology annotation, cellular component: extracellular matrix.
UGCCGCACGCGGCGCCGCUCUGGAGUGCGCUUGCAGGGACGCGAGAUGAAGCGCCUAACUUUGUUCGCUCUGGCUAUCACCUUAAUCGCGACGGUUUUCGCCGCGAAAACCCCUUACCAAGCGGUUCUUCAGCACAGCAGGAUAAGAGGAAGGACUCAUGGCCCUAAUGUUUGUGCGAUGCAGAAGAUUCAAGGAACGGAUAAGAAGUAUUUCACCAACUGCAAGCAAUGGUAUCACCGUAAAAUAUGCGGCAAACCAACGGUGGUCAGCUAUGAGUGCUGUCCUGGAUAUGAGAAGGUGAUUGGAGAAAAAGGCUGCCCGGCAGCUCUGCCUCUGGUGAACAUCUAUAAAACCUUGGGUGUGGUUGGAGCCACGACUACCAAGAUGUACUCCGAAAGAGCGAAACUGCAGGAGGAGAUCGAAGGUCCCGGCAGCUUCACAUUCUUUGCUCCAAGCAAUGAGGCUUGGGCUGCGCUUCCCACUGAAAUUCUGGAUGCCCUGGUGAGCAACGUCAACAUCGAACUCCUCAACGCUCUGCACUACCACAUGAUCAACAAACGCUUGACCUCUGACGACCUUAAGCAUGGCUCUUUGUUCUCCUCCAUGUAUCAGGACUUUGAUGUUCAUAUCCACCAUUAUUCUAAUGGAGUUGUGACAGUGAACUGUGCAAGGCUUGUGAAAACAGACCAGCAUGCCACCAAUGGAAUUGUGCAUGUUGUUGACAGAGUCAUCACCGCCAUUACCAACAAUGUCAACUCUUUGAUUGACACAGAUGAUGACCUGGACACACUACGGACUGCGGUUGCUGCCGCUGGUCUCACCAAUCUGUUGGAGAACGAGGGUUCCUACACCAUCUUUGCUCCAACCAAUGAAGCCUUUGAGAAGAUUCCUCCAGAAACGCUGACCAGAAUUUUGGGAGACCCUGUUGCUCUCAAAGAUCUGCUGAAUUACCACAUCCUGAAGAACCUGCACUGCGCUGAGUCUAUUGUGGCUGGAACACCUCUGGAGACCCUGCAGGGGACCGUUCUGGAAGUCGGCUGCGACGGCGACGAGAUGACCAUCAACGGCAAAGCCAUCGUCACGCAGAGAGAUAAGCUUGGAACCAAUGGAGUCAUUCACUACGUCAAUGAACUUCUUAUCCCUGACUCAGCCAAGACCCUCAUGGAGCUCGCAGAGGGAUCCGUUGUUACUACAGCCUCCAAGCUCUUUAAAGAUGCCGGUCUUACUGAUCAUCUCAUUGGCUCCGAGGCUGUGACUUUGUUAGCUCCACUGAACGAUGCUUUUAAAGACAAGAGUUUGGCCAUGACGCCCGACCUGAAGAAACUGCUGAGAAACCACAUUCUCAAGGAGAAGUUUUCCUCUAAGGGCCUUUACCAUGGGCAGGAGUUGGAGACCCUUGGUGGAUUGAAACUGAGAGUGUUUGUGUUCAGAAAUAACCUGUGCAUUGAGAACGGCUGCAUUGCUGCACAUGACAAAAAUGGCCGCUUUGCGAACAUGUUCAUCAUUGACAAGAUCCUGGCCCCUCCCAUGGGAACGGUCAUGGACGUCCUGAAGGCAGAUGAUCGCUUCAGCACUUUGGUCGGCGCCAUUCAGAGGGCAGGCCUGACGGAGCUCCUGAACAAAAAAGGGACCUACACCUUCUUCGCCCCGACCAAUGCCGCUUUCAGCGCAAUGCCCCCCGCAGACCUCAACAAGCUCAUGAGAGACCCCAAGGAGCUGGCAAACCUUCUGAGAUACCACAUUGGUGAGGAGUUCCUGGUCAGCGGCGCGGUGACCUCCCAUACCAGAGUGAAGCCCAUGACAGGAGAUAAACUGGAGUUAGGCACUCGUAACUCCACCGUAUACGUGAACAGGGUUCCUGUUGUCCAGACUGAUCUGAUGGCCACCAAUGGAGUUGUGCACGCCGUUGAUGCAAUCAUAAAGCCCCUGCCUCCUAAAAUCGUGAACGACCAGGCCGAAGGCUCCACGAUCAGACGCACCUCCGCUGUGAGGGCUGGGACUCAAGUAGUGAAAAACGAUGAUCUCUUCCAGAAGGUCCUGAGAAGUCACAGCAGCAGACCGAUGUCUCAGUAAACAGAGCUCUGCGAAGUAAAACUGUAGUUCGUUUGAAACUCUGCCACUUCAAAAGGAUGGGAGCACACGGUGGAGAGAUAAUUAAAGGCUAAGGAAAUCCAGGGCGACGAAGUACAUAACGCUGAAAAUGGAAAACGGUUCAGCAUUGCAAGAUUGUGACUUUUUUUCAUCUGGACGAAUUUUUCAAAUUCACGACAGCGAUUUGUUACGUUUUGGAUAUUCAUUCAGCUCCCGUUGUCUGAAUUAUUUGAAUCGGAUGUCGGUUAACAUUUUGUAUUUCUUUUUUAUCGUUUUUUGUAAUGAUUUGGUUGUUGUAUUUGAUAUAGCAUGUUUGCAUGGUUUAAGCUGGAACGAAUGCUAUUUGGGCACAUAUAAAAAAAAAAAAAAAAAAAAAAAAACACAGACCAAAUUUAUGUCUUCAUUUCCCGUGGUCUACAAUGUAAACGUGCGCAGAUUAUCUGCUAUAUUACACCAAAGAUGUUUUGCGAAGAACCAAAGAUCACUGUCUGCAUAUUUCUUAAUAAACGUGACCGUUUUGUAGCCACAGAGUUAUAGUUUACGUAUAACUAGCCGGUGCCCUUGAAUGUAGUUUGCUCUGUCUGUUACGAGCCGGUUUGUCAGUUCACAAUGUGGUGGAUGUCAUAAUGUGGUGAUUAAUGUGUGGCGAUUAAAAGUCUCACUCGGAUGAUAA